Messenger RNA from Myzus persicae (green peach aphid), 1692 nucleotides. RefSeq names its product ubiquitin-like modifier-activating enzyme 5 (gene Uba5). Gene Ontology annotation, molecular function: UFM1 activating enzyme activity. The record is from RefSeq and is a predicted model, not a curated record. NCBI's taxonomy places the organism in Eukaryota, Metazoa, Arthropoda, Insecta, Hemiptera, Aphididae. The coding region runs from base 214 to 1476 and encodes 420 amino acids. The transcript is spliced from 7 exons. Gene Ontology annotation, biological process: protein ufmylation. Gene Ontology annotation, cellular component: cytoplasm; cytosol.
UUUAUUUUGUUAUUUUGUGAGUAGUGACACGCGUAAUCUGCUUGAUACUUUUAUGUAGUUUGUACACGUCUGGUGUGCGCUGAUGUAGAGCAACUUUUACUUUUACGUUCGUAGUCUUGCACUCUUGCCGCACACACGGUUACACUCUGUAACGCCUUCGUAGACGUUUCACUUGCAGCAGACUAAUUGUAUUUUUCGUGACCGUCCGCCAAAAUGUCACUGGAAGAUGUGGAAAACAUCAAAAAGCGCAUCGAGAACUUCAAGAAGACUCUGAUAGAGCUGACAGAAGCGCCGGGCACAAAGGAGACUGCGGCGGAGCACAAGGUCCGUGAGAUGUCCGCCGAAGUUGUUGAUUCGAACCCUUACAGCCGAUUAAUGGCUCUGCAACGAAUGGGCAUCGUGAAGAAUUACGAGGACAUCAGGAAAUACACAGUGGUCGUGGUUGGUGUUGGUGGAGUCGGCAGUGUCACCGCAGAAAUGCUCACGCGUUGCGGCAUAGGAAAAUUAGUACUGUUCGACUACGACAAAGUUGAGCUUGCCAAUAUGAACCGCCUCUUUUACCAACCGUCUCAAGCGGGUCUGAGCAAGGUUACAGCCGCAUCAAUGACAUUGACAAGAAUUAAUCCAGACGUCAAGAUUGAAACAUACAAUACAAACAUCACUCUUACUGCCCAAUUUGAAGAGUUCUUGAACGUCUUAAAGACUGGAGGAAUUAAUGGUGAUCGAGUUGAUUUGGUACUGAGCUGUGUAGACAAUUAUGAAGCCCGAAUGACAAUUAAUGCAGCAUGUAAUGAAUUAGGACUAAAUUGGUUUGAAUCGGGUGUUAGUGAGAAUGCUGUAUGUGGACAUAUUCAGUAUAUUGUGCCCGGAGAAUCUGCUUGCUUUGCGUGUGCUCCUCCAUUGGUUGUCGCUUCUGAUAUAGAUGAAAAAACUUUAAAAAAGGACGGAGUUUGUGCAGCAAGCUUACCAACGACAAUGGGUGUUGUCGCAGGAUUGCUUGUUCAAAAUUCAUUAAAGAAAUUGCUAGGUUUUGGAACAGUAUCGUGGUACUUAGGAUAUAAUGCUUUAUCUGAUUUCUUUCCAAGCAUGAUGAUUAAACCAAACCCAAAUUGUAGUGAUAAUUUCUGUUUAAAACAACAAACCGAAUUUAAAAAUAGGGUGAAAGAGGAACCUGAGUGCACAAAUGUAGAUUUACCCGAAGAUAUAGUUACCCACGAAAAUAAUGAAUGGGGGAUAUCGUUAGCGGAAGAUGAACCUACAUUGUCAAAUAAUACAACAGAACUUGUUGAACCAUUAAAAACUGAAAAUGAAAAUAAAAAUAACAGCAUAAAGAGUGAUGAAGAAUAUCUAUCACUGAAUGAAGGAAUAGAAUUUGCUUAUCAAUCUGCUGAUCGAACAGCUCCAAAUGAAGAAUCCUUAGUUAAAGACACCGAAUUAAACAUAGACGAUCUUAGAGAACAAUUGUCAUUGCUAUGAUUACGUAACUAUGAGUUUACGUUUAAAAAAUGUAUUCAUGUUUUUAAUUCACCUUUCAUGAAACCAUUGGUAAUUUAAAAUUGUAUCCAAUAUAGACCAUGUUAAAGUAUUUUAUAUUUGUUCAUACAUAAAUUUCAAUUUAAGAUAAUAAUAAUUUAACAAAAUAUGUAUUGUAUGUAUCAUAAUAGUUAUAAAAAAACAACUUUGUGAUACAAA